UUGUCACAAUCUCCACCAAUGAAAACGCGACAAAUUUGACGUUUCAACUAACCUCACUAUUUUUUCAAAACAAAUCAGCGAUUUUUUAAAUGGGCAAAUAUUCGAGCGAUUCGGAUAGCGAAAAGCGGAAAAGCUACAAAAGUAGAUCAAAGCGCAGAUCGAGCUCGUCGAGUUCGUCCGAGUCCAGAAGCCGCAAACGGCGCCACAACAGAAGCCGCAGCCGCGACAGGUACUCCAAAUCUAGGAGGUCCUCCAAGUCGCGGAGACGGUCCCGAUCGCGGCACAGAGACCGCCACAGGAGGCACCGGAGGUCGAGGUCAUACAUCAAGGAGUAUACGAGCAAGCCACGGCGACGCUCAACCUCCUCCUCGAGCGACUCUGAACCCAAAAACGAGGAAAUCCCCAAAAAUGAAGCGAGGAAGUCACCGGAAGUGUCAAAGGUCGACGUGAAAGUCGUCAACGCCAUCAACGAGGAGGGCUUCACCCCCAAAAGCUACACAAGCAAGUCAAAAAUGAUGGAAAAUAUCGUCAUUGAUUUGAAGAAACAGACGAUCAAAGUGCCGGAGGUUGAACCAGUGGAGCCCGAUAGUAUUUUCCAUCAUAAUCUUUUUUUGAACGAGGAAGCAAGGAUGGAGAAGUGGAUUAAGGAAUUGUAUGGCUACAGGCAAAGGGCGCUCCAACAGGGGCUCAAGACUGUAGAGAAAUAAUUGUCACCUUAAAAUAAACAAGUUUAAAAUUA
Messenger RNA from Tribolium madens (black flour beetle), 739 nucleotides. RefSeq names its product serine/Arginine-related protein 53-like. Bases 90 to 707 code for a protein of 205 amino acids. The record is from RefSeq and is a predicted model, not a curated record. The transcript is spliced from 4 exons. NCBI's taxonomy places the organism in Eukaryota, Metazoa, Arthropoda, Insecta, Coleoptera, Tenebrionidae.